AUGUCUCAACGCGAUCACAACGUCAGCACGUCGACUCGCAAGCAGGGCAAGAAAAGAAAACACUCAGAGAACCAGGAGGAGGUUAACAUCUCUGGAAAACUGCACCAUGGCGUCAAGGAAGUUAGAAAGGCAGCGAAGAAAGCUAAGGCAUUUGAGCUCCAAAAAGUUCUUAAAAGACUCAAGGGCGUGAGGACAAAAGGAGAGUCUAGUGUGAGUAAAGAUACGUCCGAGCUGGAGGCGGAGCUAGAGGCUCUCAAGAACACCGACAUUGACAUCAUUGCCAAUACCGCUCUGAGAAGCAAAAUCAAGAAGGAUAAGAUGCUUUCGUCUCAUGACCUCAUGGAGCCCGCUAUGUCGAAGGAGCUAUCCAAUGGUCUUGUCUCCCUUCCUGCUCCUGGCUCUCCUGCCUCCAGGGUUCAGAGCAGAAUACUGAGUUCAAAGAUUCUGGCCACUGAGAUUUCAGGCAUUGUAUUGGGACUCAAAGCUGUUCUUUAUCCCGACACGGCACCUGCAGGCCAUUCCGCUGACGGCCCGACUUCUCCACCAAUGAAGAAAAGCCGCAUAGCAUCUUCCGCUAUGGACGUAGAUGACGAUGCUGAUGAUCACGAGGGCGACGAUGGUAGCGCCGAGGGUGACGACAAUGAAGCUGCUGACCACGCCUCGGACGGCUGGGAGUCUGGUUCUAUCCAUGACGGCAAUAAAGCACCUUCAGGUGGCGCUUCUUUAGGAUCCGAGGACGAGCAUGAUAUAUCAGAUGAUUCUAAUGCUUCUGAAUUGCGCCCUUCUGUCUCGAAAUCCAAAAUUGCACCCAAGACCACAGGCUCGCAGUCUGCAUUCCUUCCCUCCCUGGCUGCUGGCUUCAUUCGCGGCGACUCUGAUGAAGAUUGGAGUGAUGCAGAAGCCAACGUUGCUGAUGGCGUCCGGAAGAACCGCAGGGGCCAACGCGCCCGCAGAGCAAUAUGGGAGAAAAAGUUUGGCAAGAAUGCGAAUCACCUAAAAAGCCAGCAGGAGAUCGAGGGGACGUCUAAAAACAGGUUUACACGGACGCCAACGGACUAUAAACAUGGAGGUAGACGACCGCAGGAUCGUAAAGAAACUCAAAUGACCAGACGGCCAGACCAGCGCUUCAACAAAAGUCAGACAACGGAUAAACAUACCGUGGGACGCGAGCUUGUGGAAAGCGCGCCGUCCAAACCAGCGCAGGCGGCAUCGUUGCAUCCCUCUUGGGAGGCAAAGAAGCAGAAAAGUGCCGCUAUUGUGGCUCCCCAGGGUUCGAAGAUUGUCUUCUAGUCUGAUAGCGGAGGCAUGUGUAUGCCUAGUGGACACGGGACUGCCUAUCCCUCAGCUGAUGCAGAUGCAUAGGGUAUGCUUUCAUUACGAGAAUGUUUGUCAACGGUUCGUCUGUAUGCAUGAUGUUGCGCAUUAUC
This is a messenger RNA of Coniophora puteana RWD-64-598 SS2, 1427 nucleotides long. RefSeq names its product Bud-site selection protein. The record is from RefSeq and is a predicted model, not a curated record. Lineage: Eukaryota; Fungi; Basidiomycota; Agaricomycetes; Boletales; Coniophoraceae. Gene Ontology annotation, cellular component: nucleus; 90S preribosome. The coding region runs from base 1 to 1290 and encodes 429 amino acids. The transcript is spliced from 6 exons. Gene Ontology annotation, biological process: maturation of SSU-rRNA.